Molecule: messenger RNA, 1779 nt
Organism: Aspergillus udagawae
Lineage: Eukaryota; Fungi; Ascomycota; Eurotiomycetes; Eurotiales; Aspergillaceae
Exons: 3
Coding region: 1-1779 (592 amino acids)
Source: RefSeq, a predicted model, not a curated record
AUGUCCAGCCACCGUCGCAAAUCUGGCCUCAACACUAGCCCAGAGAACCAGCAGACCUAUGUUGCAGACAUGACGGGCGAUGGCCUCGCUGAUCUGGUCCAUAUUGCUGCCACGGGAAAAAUCACCUACUUUCCAAAUCACGGAUAUGGAGCGUUUGGCGGCCCCGUUGAAAUGGGAAAUCCGCCGGUGAUUGAAUCGUUUGAUUCUGAGCGAGUACGUUUCAUCGAUGUGGACGGCAGUGGACCCACGGAUCUGGUGUACAUUCUACCUACCGGCGGCGUGCACAUCUACUUCAACCAGGCCGGCAACUCAUGGACUGCUCCCCUCCAGGUCUCCAGGUUGCCGCGCAUCGUGGAACCCUCUUCAGUCUUCCUGCUAGAUCUGCUUGGCCAGGGGACAGCGUGUCUCUGCUGGCACGACAGCGUGGGCAAUGGCCCGGUGACGACAGAAAUAAAGUACAUUGAUCUGAUGGGCGGGUCAAAGCCUCAUCUCUGCAGUCCUACGAAAACGGCAUGGGUGCAGUCACAAGCAUGGUUUAUGCUCCGUCCACCCGCUUCUACCUCAAGGAUCGCGUAUCCGUGUGUGUCGCAGCUGAACACCCAAGACUGUAUCACUGGCAAUGGAAGCACAACAGAGUAUGAGUACCACAAUGAUUGUUACGAUAGUGUGGAAAAGACGGUUGCUGGGUUCGAGAUAGACGUGACUUGGGUCCGUGGCAGCGUUCCGCAGGGCGAUGAGGGGGUGUAUCAUGCUCCUGCAUCUUAUACGCGCUCUUGGUUUCAUGUCGGGUUGUCUUUGCGCCCAGAUGAAAUGGCCUUCUGCACCCCGUCGUGCGUGGUGUCUGCUAUCAAAAAUCCGAGCAAGACGCCAACACUUACGCUGGAAGCUCCAGUUGCGUUGCGCGGAAGCCAAUUGCGCGGUGAAACAUAUGGACUGGGUGGCUCGGCAACAGAACAUCUACCAUAUACCGUACAGGAAUUCUCGUAUGAUGUCGAGCAGCUACAGCAUCAUGUCCCGGGCAAGACCCUACAUGCAGUUUUCCAACUCAUACCACAGUCGUCGCUCAGCGCCGACUAUGGGCGUGCUCUCGAAGAUGGUGGUGUGACGCAACAGGUUGUAUUGGCCAUGACCUCCUGGGGAGAUAUAGCCCGGUCUCCGGCCAUUGUGUACCCUCGUGCAUUAAAGUACAUGAGUGGCAUUGAAUAUGAAGACGUCAAAGCCAGCCAGCGCGCAGGACAUGUUUUUAUGGCCGAGUAUAGUUACACCAAUGCUGUCGUGGAGGAAACGACACAUGACUCACGCGUCUUUCGACGCCCUGUUGCAUGGCAAAACCAGGUUUACGAUACCUUUGGCUUCCCAUUUGUAGGCUCCAUCAUGUCUGUGGAUGAAUUACGCAGCUUGGAUGUCGACAAGUGUUCCAAAACCCUUCUGUCUGAAGAGCGAGCCUUCUUCAGGGACUCGCAGCUGAACGACAUACCCACUCCUGGAAAGAUUGAGGCGUUUUCGGUUACUGCUGGCCAACAGCAGUGUGGCCUGACCCUGUAUACUGCGCCUGACCUGACUGUGGGCAAAAUGUUGCGUGAGGGCGGGUUCGUGCAGCUGGAGGGUGACAAGAACUGGUGGCAGCCAUCUUCACGCGUGUUUUUUACGAACAGCGACAUGGAAAAGCAGGAGCUUACCAGGGCCCGGCUGACGUUCUAUCAGCUGGUCGUCACCGUUGCCGAGUUCGGCCACCGCUCGACGCUGACACUGGACAAGUACAACCGGAUGGCGGAGUAG